Messenger RNA from Bombyx mandarina (wild silkworm), 1686 nucleotides. Its product is annotated as protein NDNF. The record is from RefSeq and is a predicted model, not a curated record. NCBI's taxonomy places the organism in Eukaryota, Metazoa, Arthropoda, Insecta, Lepidoptera, Bombycidae.
AUGGGAAAAUACGGGAUAUUCACAACGCGCCUUGCAGCUUUACUGGUACUGCAUGCAGCUGGGGCCGGAUAUGCUUCACCUACAGUCCUCGUCACCAGACCUCUGACCAGGGUAGUCGAGUGGCUGCCCACUGACAACCAAACGGUUUACAGACUUGACGAAGGCGAAACACGAAGCUUAGAGCUGAACACCUCAACAAUAUCACAAACUACAGUUUAUAUAACGGUCAGUCCGUGUACUAGUGACUUGAACUGGAUUUUAUAUCGAGCCAACGCCAAUCCUCCUGGUCACUUAAGUCCUCUGAGACAAAACAAAGGCUCCGAAGUCACUACGGUUUCGCUUGAAAUCUCACAGUAUGACAGAUACAUACUCCAGUUGUCGACGGCCAAAGGCGGUUCGUGUGUGGUGAGCGCCCGCGGUGAAGCACCGAGACAAGUCCGGCUGCGUCUUAAGAUCCGAUCGAGGCGGAAGCUUGCUGCUAACUGGGAUCCCAGCCCUAUAGAUCCGCAAGCCACUUCAUACUGCGUGGUGGCUUCGCACAGAAGAAACUACACGUCACUAUGUGCUGCACAUCACGACGUCAACCCGAAUAGACUCGUUAAAACAAAUCGAUUAUGUUCGGGAGCCGCUUCCGAAUCAGAUAACGUCGCCGGUAGAAGUCGAUCGGCUGAAAUCAACAAUAACAAUGACGUCGAAGACGCCUUUAGCAUUUUCGACGGACAUUUCAGAAGUUUCUACAGAAGAAAGAAGUUUGGUCGCAGUACCAAAGUAACUUCGGACGAAGAUCCGGUUAUCGCUUGCGUUGGUGAUCGAACUCAUCAUCUUAUUGAGAACUUAGAUCCAACUGCCACUUACUAUGUGAGCGUCUUUGGAGUGGCCAAGGAUAGACGUUCUGGGUCUCUACUGGCCAUCAGCAGUAUACGACCAAGGACAUCAACCGCCAAAAGAUUGCGCGAAAAUGUACCUUACAGGGCCGAUAUUAAAGGCAAAACCGCUUUCUAUUUCAAGGCCUCUAUUGGGACUGCUGGAGGUUUGUGGCUGAUGGCAUCGACUUGUGGAGGAUCAGUGGACUUAGAAGUGCUGGUCAAAGGAAAACGACUUCAAUAUAUUCGUAAUAUAGAGCCACAUUUGAAGUUCUUCGUUCCUGCACCGACCUUAACCUCUUCGAUGCAAGAAACGAGCGACGAAGGUUCUAUUCAAUUCGAUUCGAGUUCGGAAGAGACCAGAAUGCGAUACGUCAUCAAACUAAUCCCCACUAGAAAGGAGAGGGAUGGCGCUAUUACAGUAGAGCUAACAGCAUCAACUACAAGAUGGGGCAUCAACACUCCUGAGCUUGUAGGAGACGGUGCUAUAGUGAGGGAGUUGCGACCGCGAAGGUCCUGCAGAUCGGUCGACAUCGCCUUCCUGCCGGCCACACAUAAUGCUACAGAUGUGAUAAGAUAUUGCGCCAUUGUUCGAGAUAGUAAUGAAGAAGUGCUAGAAUGCACGUCCAUGAGAAAGUAUUCGACGAGGACCCAGUGCAUUAAUCAGUCCCAGAAAAAAACAGCGAAUGUCAUUAUUCAAAAAAUCAACGGAUUGAGCCCGGGGAAAAAUUACGCUAUUCAAGUUACCGCCGCUAUCCGGGGAAGCUCAGUGCCCUACAAAGUUUUGUAUGCGGACACAAAUGCAUCGUGCCGAGAAAAAUGA